Messenger RNA from Podarcis muralis (Common wall lizard), 3078 nucleotides. It is a transcript of the gene USP44, whose product is annotated as ubiquitin specific peptidase 44. The record is from RefSeq and is a predicted model, not a curated record. Lineage: Eukaryota; Metazoa; Chordata; Lepidosauria; Squamata; Lacertidae. Gene Ontology annotation, biological process: protein deubiquitination. Gene Ontology annotation, molecular function: zinc ion binding; cysteine-type deubiquitinase activity.
UGGCGGGCGCUGGCGCCGGGGACGACGGCUGCGUGAGGGGCUGAGCGGCUGAGCGGGAGCGCGCCGCAAGCAGAGGGACAUGGCUCGAGCCGGUCCGGGGACAGAUUUCUGCGGACCUGUUGAGAUGUUUACUUUCAGAGAUGUAACUCUCAUCUUUCAAAGGAAGCACUUGUUGCACCUGGAAUAGGUCAAAAUGCAAAGACUGAAAAACUCUUUGGAAGAUGAAUUUCUGUAGCAUUUCAUUAACAUUAUAGUAUUGAGAAUGGAUAAGUGUAAACAUGUAGGAAGACUUCGGCUUGCCCAAGACCAUUCCAUUGUAAAUCCUCACAAGUGGCAUUGCAUGGUAUGCAAUACUACAGAAUCUGUAUGGGCCUGCCUCAGCUGCUCACAUGUUGCUUGUGGAAGAUACAUUGAAGAACAUGCACUAAAGCACUUUCAGGAAAGCAGUCAUCCAGUGGCAUUAGAAGUGAAUGAGCUGUACGUUUUCUGCUACCUUUGUGAUGACUAUGUUCUUAAUGAUAAUGCAACUGGUGAUUUAAAGCUGUUGCGAAGUACAUUAAAUGCAAUCAAGAGUCAGAAUUAUGACUGUACUACUCGCAGUGGCAGGAUUUUGCGAUCGAUGGGCACAAGUGACUACCUUUCCCAUAAUAGUGCUCAAGCCUUGCUUCGUAAUCAAGACCGUAUGUUCACAGCUCUGUGGCACAGGAGGCAUGCAUUAAUGGGCAAAGUUUUUAGAUCUUGGUUUGAACUGACACCAAGUGGGAAAAGGGUUUUAGAAGAAGAGAAGCUAAGGGAAGAAGCAGAAGAAAGAAGGAUCAAUGCUAAGAAGAAAAGAGAAGAGAGAAAGCGCCAGUUGAAAGAAGAAAUGGAAAAAAUGCCUCCAAGAAAGAGCUUUCGCUUGCAAAAUCAAAAUAAGGAAUCCUCAAAAAUAUCACUCUAUGCACUAAAAAUGUCACAGAAUUUGGACUCUGCUGUAGAACUGAAAGUAACAGCUACCUCAGAUGAUGUAAAAUUAAAAAAAAUUAAUGACUCUCCAGUUAAACGAAGGCCUACUGUGACUCCCGGUGUAACAGGAUUACGAAACUUGGGGAAUACAUGUUAUAUGAACUCUGUUCUCCAGGUAUUGAGUCAUUUGCUCAUAUUUCGGGAAUGUUUUUUAAAGCUUGAUUUGAACCAAACUCAAGAGUUGUUAGCAGCUGCAGCCAAUGGCAAAACAAGAUCAUCUUCUAAGCAUUCUCCAUCUGCCGGCUCUAUAUUUCAUGUGAACAAAAGUCAAUUUAAGGACAAGGAGUCUUCUGCAAGGCGAUCUAGUGUUUCAUCAGGCUUAAGUGGUGGAGCGUCAAAUAGCAGAAAUAUGGAACUUAUUCAGCCUAAGGAGCCAAGCUCAAAGUACAUUUCUCUUUGUCAUGAGCUGCAUACAUUGUUUCAAGUCAUGUGGUCUGGCAAGUGGGCUUUGGUAUCUCCAUUUGCCAUGCUCCAUUCUGUGUGGAGACUAAUCCCAGCCUUUCGUGGUUAUGCCCAGCAAGAUGCUCAGGAAUUUCUCUGUGAACUUUUGGAUAAAGUACAGCAAGAAUUGGAGACAGCUCGUACAAAAUGCCCAGCCCUCAUCCCCACUUCUCAAAGGAAACUCAUUAAACAGGUUUUGAAUGUGGUCAAUACAAUUUUUCAUGGACAGCUUUUAAGCCAGGUAACGUGUCUUGCGUGUGAUAAUAAGUCUAAUACUAUAGAACCCUUCUGGGAUCUGUCACUGGAAUUUCCUGAACGAUACCACUGCAAUGGAAAGGAGACAACCUGUCAGCAUCCAUGCUUGUUGACGGAAAUGUUGGCCAAGUUUACAGAAACUGAAGCAUUGGAAGGAAAGAUAUAUGCCUGUGAUCAGUGCAACACAAAACGAAGGAAGUUUUCUUCUAAGCCCAUUAUACUCACAGAAGCACAGAAGCAACUUAUGGUAUGCCGACUACCUCAAGUUCUGCGGUUACACCUUAAGCGGUUCAGAUGGUCAGGACGUAAUCAUCGUGAGAAGAUUGGUGUGCACGUCAGCUUUGAUCAGACGCUCAACAUGGAGCCCUAUUGCUGCAGAGAAUCUCUCAAGUCCCUUGUUCCAGAUUGCUUUACCUAUGACCUGUCUGCUGUUGUGAUGCAUCAUGGGAAAGGUUUUGGCUCAGGACACUACACUGCCUAUUGCUAUAACUCAGAAGGAGGAUUCUGGGUUCAUUGCAAUGAUUCCAAGCUCAACAUGUGCACUAUGGAAGAAGUAUGCAAGGCCCAGGCCUACAUCUUGUUUUAUACUCAACGAAUUACUCAGGCAAAUGGACACUGUAAUGUUUCAGCUCUUGACUCACCAUCUGGAAAACAGCCAAAUACUGAGGUUAAUUGUUCCAGUGCAGAUAGUAACAGCUAAUCCAAAGCCAAUUUAAUAUGUACAGUACAAGUCUGAGAGUUGUCACUUGUACAUGUGUUGAGAUGAGUAAGUGCAGUAUUGUACAAUGUAUCUUCAUACCCUUUUGUACUAGCUGAAAACUUGUUUUGGGGAAUUUUUUUUAGUAUAAAUACUUUUUAUUGAUGGUAGUUAACUUCCAAAAUUAUUAGGAUAUCUGUAUAGCUAUUUUUUUAAAAGAAAUUUGCCAUUUGAAUUGUUAAAUCUUACCUCAAGCUGUUUCUCAGCAUUUUUAUAUUUUGAUAUUUUGGUGUAGAAAACAUAGAUAAGGAAUUUUCGUGAGCAACUUGUGUAAUUUUGGAUUUUUUUUAUAAAAAAUGUGCAUUUUAUACCAUGUUUCCUGAAGUACCAGUCAUUGCAGGCAUAUGUCUUGCUUCCACAGAAUUAAAAAAAAUAAGAUGGUAUAAAAUGUAGAACUUUGCUUUCCCCUCUGAACUGAAAAGUCCUGCAGAGAGCAAAAUACAACUCUGCUUUCUACCUCCAUUUGGUAAACCAUAUGAUCUACUCGGUCACUAAGUCCUGGGGAGAAGCAACAAGAUAUUUAUUCGGUGUAUGCAACUGCUCAGUGCUAGGGGAAGAAUAACUGGCAAAUUAUUACCACCCUCUGAGUCAACUGUAUCAAUAAAACACCCCAAAUCUGA